Molecule: messenger RNA, 6283 nt
Organism: Dunckerocampus dactyliophorus (ringed pipefish)
Lineage: Eukaryota; Metazoa; Chordata; Actinopteri; Syngnathiformes; Syngnathidae
Gene: tmem62
Product: transmembrane protein 62
Exons: 14
Coding region: 997-2967 (656 amino acids)
Molecular function (GO): hydrolase activity
Source: RefSeq, a predicted model, not a curated record
CAGCAAAACAAAACAGCAAUGGUGGAAGCAUCUUGAUUCACGGUCAUUACCUCUGCUGCCGAGUCUCGAUCCAACAGAACUGCCGGGUGUGGUUACAGAACGUCCGCUACAUCCGUAGAGGAGGCCCGGGGGGACGUGGAGAUCAAUCCCAUGGUGGCUCGUCCUCAAGCGGGAAGCGCUUGGUGGUGGAUGCCAGCGGAGGGUGCAGAAAUGCGUCGGGUUGUUUCUCCUUCUUGGCUGUCACCUCAGCAUCUCUCCUUGUGUCGGCUCGAUGCGGACCACAGUGCCGUGACGUGACGUGAUGUGACGUAACUCGGGGACAGGGCUUCUCCUGCGUGCGCGCACCCGAGUCCUCGACCCUUCGCAACAGUGAGCCCAAGCACGCGCGCGGGAUCUUUAAAAGCGCGUUCGCGGCCAAUCGGCGCGCGCUCUCGGCGUCAGAAUGUCGUCAUCAGAACGAGUUGUCCUUUAUUUGUUUAUUUGAUAACAAUGGCACAACAUCCGCUAUUAUUCGUAUUCUUUGCGCGAUAAACGACACGACAAACGUAGUCCAACCCCUGCAUUGGCGUCUGAUGAGGCGAUUUGUUUGGAACGCGUCCAAAAUGGCGGUCUUUUAAACCGAAAGAUUGUUUAUUCUCGACAAGUGGCAUACACUCACACGCAUAACAACAACAACUUCGUGAAGCUAUUUUGACCGAUGGGAAACGGCUCUGAAACCGAAAUGAAUACCGAAUGUCGCCGUUAAAUGAUCACUGCUCAUUGCUACAAUUUUACUUGCAUUGUAACGCAUUGGAAAAAAGGGUACACGAGUGAGAUGUCUUACUAUGUUACGUCUCUGAUCAUGUGACAAUGACGCGUCUAUUUCCAGCCGGUCUGUGCCGCGUUGGCUAGCUUGACAGGCGGCUAAGCUAAAAUGACUAGCUAGCUACAAACGAAGCUACUUCCUCCUCCGUUGACGGGAGCCAGUUGGAGCUGGCGAAUGAAUCCGGUGCCUCGAUGCGUCUCCUGCGGGGAGGAUGGCAGCCACACAAACGGAGGAUGCUGAAGCUGUUCGGUGUCCUGGUUAUCAUCGGGCUGGCCUUGGCGUGCAUCACCUCCUGGGUGCUGGACAGCUAUGACACAGCUUGGCACCCGAAACGGAGCGUUCAGCAGCCAGCUGGCUGGGAUGGAGAUGACACCAAGGGCAGCUCUCCCCCAUUUCCAGGGAAGACUCUGGAUAAUAUAUUCUGGUUUGUGCAGGUGUCCGACAUCCACAUCAGCCGCUUCCGCGACCCAAUGCGCAUCCCUGACUUUGAAAAGUUCUGCACCGACACCAUUAAGUUGAUAAAGCCGUCUCUCGUGCUUGUGACAGGGGAUCUGACAGACGCCAAGACGGAGAGCAAAGUGGGCUCCCUCCAGCAUGAGGUGGAGUGGCAAGCCUACCACAACAUCCUCAAGAGGUCGCGUGUGAUGGAGCGCACGAGGUGGAUUGACAUCCGCGGCAAUCACGACGCCUUCAACAUAAUAUCACUGGACAGCGUCAACAACUAUUACCGGAAAUACUCGGCCAAUCAGAAGGUGGGCUCCUUCCAUUACGUUCACACAACUCCCUUCGGGAGCUACUCCUUUGUGUGCGCGGAUGCCACCCUGACGCCAGGGCCCAAGAGGCCGUACAAUUUUUUUGGGAUUCUCAAUCAGACUCAUAUGAACAAGCUGGACACGUUCCGAGCUGAGAGUCUAAAAAGCAACCAGUCCAUCUGGUUCGGCCACUACACCACGUCCACCAUCGUUUCUCCGUCUCCGGGUGUGCGGGAGCUGAUGAGGUCCGCCGUCGCCUAUCUAUGUGGUCACUUGCACACACUGGGUGGCUUGAUGCCCAUUCUCCACACUCGACAUCCCAGCGGCACACUAGAGCUGGAGCUUGGAGACUGGAUGGACAACCGCAGGUACAGGAUUCUGGCCUUUGACCACGACCUGCUAAGUUUCUCAGACCUGAGGUUUGAACAGUGGCCCGUGGUGCUCAUCACCAACCCCAAGGACGUGCAGUACCUCCAUCCUGGACUGGAACCAGUGGGCCGCAUACGGAUGUCCACACACAUCAGGAUUUUGGCCUUCUCUGAGGCGCCCAUCACGGUGGUACAUGUCAGCGUGGACGGGGAGUCUUUAGGGACAGGACAGCCUGCUGGAGGCCCCCUCUACGUGCUGCCCUGGGACCCGUCACGCUACGUCACUGGGCCGCACACCAUCCGAGUUCAGGUGGAGGAUUCAUCGGGGCGGUGGAGCGUGCAGGAGCAUCACUUCGCCCUGGGCAACGAUGUGACCCCCAGCUUUGGCUUUGCUCAGUCCUUCAUCCUGCUGACGGAUCACUACGUGGUCGGCCGAGUGGCUUUUGUGCUCACCAUGCUGCUCAAUGUCGGAGUGCUGCUGUCCUUCAGGUUCAUGCCCGUCCUGUCGCACCGAGCAGGACUGUUCUCUCCCGUGUGCACCUCACUGCGACUGGUCAGUAAAGUGGACAGCUUCUUUUACUCCCUGCUGCUCUUCAACCUGUGCACAGCCUUAGGGCCGUGGUUCAUCGGCGAGCUGAUCGACGGCCACAGCGGUGCCUGCUUCGCCUUCGGGAUGUUCAUCGACGGUCACUUCCUGGAGGGCAGCCUCACUUUUGUUGUGGGAGUCGUUCAGCUGCUCUUCUUCAACAUGCCGCUCACCUUUUACCUGUGCUGGACCCUCCACCACCGUUACUGCGGCAACACCUUCCGCUCCAUGCUCCUGCGGCCGGGCUGGCGCUGGCGAAACGCGGCGGUGCACCUGCUUAUGCUGCUGCUGCUCACCUGGCAGGCCCACUCCUGCUACUUCCUGCUGGAGACCUACGGCCCCGUGGCCUUCUUCCUGUCUCCGGUGCGCACGUGGGCACUCGGACUGGGCCUGCUGCUGAUCUACCGUGCCUGGACGUGCCCUUUCCUGGCUGUCAAGAGUGUCCCGCUGUCUUGACAGUAAGCCACACACACACACAUACACAGUUUCUGUCCGCUAUCUCACUCCCUCCAUAUGAUUUACUGGGUUAUGCAUGUUUAAAACGUAAAGCACCAGUGAGUACACGUGUAAAAACAAAAGAAAACAAAACAACUAUACAACACACAACUUUGGAUUGUUUACUUGAACUUUAGCACCUUUUUUUCCCCCCCAAAGUGUUGCCUUGGCCCCAUGCCACUCCGCCACUGCCAAAGGACGAGUACAACACAUCCUAAUGAUGGCUGGACGUGCCAACAACAAAGUUGUUUACACUAUUAUCUCUCUACACGAUCAUGCACAAAUAUUUCUUUCCGCCGCAUCAUAUCAACACAUUUUCUCUCUAACGUGACGAUGGCAAGCAAGCUGUUGUUGGGAUUCUCAGGAACCCCUCGCAGGAUUUCAGGACAUUUUUCUACUUCACAGUAGCUUACAAAAAGAAUUGUGAGGUGGCUUUAAAUAGAGAAAGAUGUGAAUGUGUUUUAGCUGUGAAAUGAACCUCUAUGCUGUUUUUUUUUAAUUAAUGAUGAUAAUAUUGUGUGAUUUCCACCACCUGCCCACUCCUCCUGCAUUGGGAAAAGUAUUCCAACAUUGUGCAAAGUACCUAAAGGCAGCCAAAACCUCCUAGUCCCGACAACCACUAAAUGCCACAUUAGGCACAUCUGCACAACCUUGACAGACUUUUGCAGUGUUUCCCAUACAUACAUUUAUUUGUGGCAACCCACCACAAAUAAAUUUGGACCACCAGGAAUAGAGUUAGCGCUACCCGUUGGCCCUGGCUCAUAGACACAUGAUAAUGGGACCGCCGGAGAGUGGAGCUUGUCGUUCCAACUAUGUACAGUAGAUGGCAUCGUAACUCUGCUUCUUAACACGCCACUGGUCUGCCAGAGAAGACAACGUAGCAACAGGGAUCAGGGUUGCUAACUUAGCUUUUUUUUUUUUUUUUUUUUUUAUACUAGCUUUUUUUCGACGAGACUACCAACAAAUCCGGUGACUUUUUUUGGUCUUAUUGGACACUUUUGGAGACUCUUAACACAGGGGUGUCCAAAGUACAGCCUGGGGGCCAUUUGUAGCCCUGUGACUGUUUUUUUUUUUUUUUAAUUGGCACAUUCUAAAAAUACAAUUAACAAGAAAACAGCAAAAUGGUAAAAAAAAUCAUCAUCAGUCAUUUUAGAGGUGUGACGAGACACCCGAGACGAGAUUUUAGCAUUACUUAGCAUUACUAAGAAAAGUAAAAAAAAGACAAUCUAUUGCAAUCUGCUAAUUUAAUUUUUACUAUGUUACACUGCACUCUGUGUGUAUGCUAGCUGCCCCGCCUCCACCCACCGAGGCAAAGAGACUGUAUGACUGACAAAAGGGCUCACUCCAUUCAUGCUGUUGUUUUAACAAAUGUGCCAAGGUACUGAAACCAGAGUGAACCCUCUUCCUGCCUGUUUUGGAGGCGGGAGACGAGGAAAACGGAUAUGCAUGCACAUGGCACCAUAUUAAGGCCGGCAAAAUGAUCAAGUUCAUUUUCAUUUAUUGUGUGAUUAAAUCAUUUAUUGUCCCAGGCUUGCCCACCAGAAAUGAAGCAGAAAUCUUGUCGUGUUUUAAUCUUUGAGAUCUUGUGACAGCCCUAUAUUACUAGAAAAAAGUCCAAUUAGGAAAAACAUGUCAUUUUUAGAAGCAUUAAGUUGAACUAUUACGUUAUUUUCUAAAGUUGGAAUGUUAUGAGAAACAAAACAAAGAUUGAAGUUGCAAAUUUUGGAAAAUUAGGUUGAAGAAAAGUUAUGAUAUUAUAGAAUAAAGUCAGAUUAUUAUGAGCAAAAGUUAUUAUCAAUUUAUGAGAAUAAAUUCACAAUCUGAGGAAAAAUUGACUUGUAAUUUUUAGAAGCAUAAAGUUCAAAUAUUAAAGGGAAAAAUGUUUUUUUUCUGAAGUUGUAAUAUUAUGAGAAACAAAUUAGGUAGCAAAUUUUGGAAAAGGUUAUGAUAUUAUGACAAUAAAGUCAUAACAUUGCAAGAAUGAUAUAUCACUUCUUUACAUAUCUACAUGGGUUGUUUUACACAGGCAGCCCUUGCAUCCUUUCAUUUUUAGCAUGUGGCCCUCGAUGGAAAACGUUUGGACACCCCUGCUCUAAAAUGUACGCACGUUUCGCUCUUCUCAGCCGGUCCUGAUGAGAGCCCCCUCUCGCCCCCAUCAUUUUUUUUAUUUUAUUUUUUUGCCAGCACACUCAACUGUGUAAAGAAGUACUUAAUAAGAAUAUUUCAUUCAUUCAGAUCCAGGAUGUGUUAUUUUAGUGUUCCCUUUAAUUUUUUGGAGCAGUGUAUGUACAGCAGGUAGCCUCUUAGCAUCUACAUGGGUUGAAGUACAAAAUGGAAAAUAUCAAAGUGUCCCGUCCAUCCUUUGAUUUUUUCCAGUGUGCUGCCCUUAAUGAAAAAGGUUUCAAGUAACAUUACGGACACCUGGUGGCCAAUGUAGAAUCCUACAUAUCAUCACAACAUUUUUGAAUGCAUCUUCUGAAUGCCUUAUUUGUAUUUUACUUAAUUUAGCCAUUUUUUAUGUUUAAAUGCUUAAUUUAAGCAAAAAAAAGUAAAAUUUACUUUUUUAAAAAAUGCAAUUUUUGACCAACAUUAGGCCAUAUUCAACCACGAAACAGCAUGAUUUAUCGACUUAAAUAUUUUGGGAAAAAACGUGAGUGACAAGGGAUUACUAUAUUUGUUUCACCUUUUGUCUCCCACAGUGUCCAUUAAAAAUCCCACACACACGCAUCACGGUCAAUUGUGCGCAUCAUCGCGCUCUUGCAACCCUCCCGCCACAAAUAGAUGGCAGUCCUGUGGGAAACACUGUUUUCACUGUAUUCACUUAACAAUGUUUCUUUUGUGGCUGUAAGGCUAGUGUUUGUAACAACAUGCCAAGCAUAUUGUUAAAUGAAUGCAUUCAAGUGAGCAUUACUGUGCACAGCUUCCCUCACGAUGCCUCAUCUACCCUCCAGGGGGCACUACCGAACAAGACUGCACCUCCGCUAGUUCCCUAGCCAUUUCAUUAAGCAUGGGGAGUGUCGAUCAAAUGAUAAUUGAUACCCGCUGGUGUCAGUGUGAGUGUCACUGUCCUGUACAAGUGAUGUGCACAUAAAUAAACCUUCAGCCACUGUGCUUUUACGAUACGCUGCUGUUCACUGACAUUUAGUAUGUUCACACACACACACAGAAAUGAAAGAGGGUGUUUAUGACUGGAAAAAAGGGAGCAACCAUGUUUUUUGUUGGGUUUUUUUCAAUUAAUGGUUUAUAGUGCUGUGGAAUAAAAAUGUUCUAUACAAUA